Molecule: messenger RNA, 1928 nt
Organism: Aspergillus fijiensis CBS 313.89
Lineage: Eukaryota; Fungi; Ascomycota; Eurotiomycetes; Eurotiales; Aspergillaceae
Product: L-lactate dehydrogenase (cytochrome)
Exons: 3
Coding region: 247-1743 (498 amino acids)
Biological process (GO): lactate metabolic process
Molecular function (GO): L-lactate dehydrogenase (cytochrome) activity; heme binding
Source: RefSeq, a predicted model, not a curated record
AUUUCCCCAGUCUGUCUCCUCCACAACUUAACUUGAAGUCUAGUCUAUCUGUCCGCCGUGACGUUCUUCCAUAACCCCGUGCUUCUCGGGCGAAUCAUUCCCUCGGCCUCCUUCACCUUUUCGUCCUGAAUCCUUCUUUUUAACUUCCAAUUCUUUGAUCCGCCCACCACUUUCCAUUCCUCAAUCAUCCAUCUCUACCCCCGUUACCCCUCUCCCAUCCCCUCAUACCACAUACCCAUCGCCGCAAUGACGAAACUCACCGGCGCUGAUGUCGCCCAGCACAACUCCAAAGACUCGUGCUGGGUCAUUGUCCACGGAAAGGCCUACGAUGUGACGGAAUUCCUGCCUGAACACCCCGGUGGCCAGAAGAUCAUUUUGAAGUAUGCCGGCAAGGAUGCGACCGAGGAGUUCGACCCCAUCCACCCGCCCGACACACUGGACAAGUUCCUCGACCAGUCUAAGCACCUAGGCGAGGUCGACAUGUCGACAGUCGAGCAAGAAGAGAAGGUCGCCGACCCGGAGGAGGAGGAACGCCAGGAGCGCAUCAAGCGCAUGCCCCCGCUGGCAGCGUGCUACAACCUGAUGGACUUUGAGGCGGUUGCACGCAACGUGAUGAAGAAGACGGCCUGGGCCUACUACUCCAGCGGUGCGGAUGAUGAAAUUACCAUGCGCGAGAACCACUCCGCGUUCCACAAAAUCUGGUUCCGCCCUCGGAUCCUGGUGGAUGUGGAGCACGUCGACUUCUCGACAACGAUGCUGGGCACCAAGGUGUCGGCGCCGUUCUACGUGACGGCGACGGCGCUGGGCAAGCUGGGCCACCCGGAGGGGGAGGUGAUCUUCACGCGGUCGGCGCACACGCACGACGUGAUCCAGAUGAUCCCGACGCUGGCGUCGUGCUCGUUCGACGAGAUCGUGGACGCGCGGCAGGGCGAGCAGGUGCAGUGGCUGCAGCUGUACGUGAACAAGGACCGGGCGAUCACGAAGCGGAUCGUGCAGCACGCGGAGGCGCGCGGGUGUAAGGGGCUGUUCAUCACGGUGGAUGCGCCGCAGCUGGGCCGGCGCGAGAAGGACAUGCGGUCCAAGUUCUCGGACGUGGGGUCGAGCGUGCAGGCGUCGGGCGGCGACAGCGUGGACCGGUCGCAGGGCGCGGCGCGCGCCAUCUCCUCGUUCAUCGACCCCGCGCUCUCGUGGAAGGACAUCCCCUGGUUCCAGUCCAUCACGCGCAUGCCCAUCGUGCUCAAGGGCGUGCAGUGCGUCGAGGACGUGCUCCGCGCCGUCGAGGCCGGCGUCCAGGGCGUCGUCCUCUCCAACCACGGCGGCCGCCAGCUCGAGUUCGCCCCCUCCGCCGUCGAGCUCCUCGCCGAGGUCAUGCCCGCCCUGCGCCAGCGCGGCUGGCAGGAUCGCAUCGAGGUCUACGUCGACGGCGGCAUCCGUCGCGCCACCGACAUGCUCAAGGCCCUCUGCCUCGGCGCCAAGGGCGUCGGCAUCGGCCGCCCCUUCCUCUUCGCCAUGUCCGCCUACGGCCAGCCCGGCGUCGAGCGCGCCAUGCAGCUGCUCAAGGACGAGAUGGAGAUGAACAUGCGUCUGAUCGGCGCCAACAAGAUCGAGGACCUGAACCCCAGUCUGCUGGAUGUUCGUGGCCUGGUCGGCGGCCACAAUGCCGUCGUGCCUUCCGAUACGCUUUCCGCUGGGGCGUAUGAUCCUCUCGUCGCGCCGCGGUUCAGUGAGAAGGCCAAGUUGUAGGGCUCCUUCUCUUCUGGUUCAACUCUGCUUUCUCACCUCGGUUUUCGUGACGGCCUGUCUCUGCCUCUUUUUAUAUACAUGUUCCUUUUAUACCCUGUUGUUAGACUUUCAUCCGAUCGGAUUAUAAAACAUAUGGCCGGAUGACCUUCCUGCCUAUGCAUAUAUACAAUAUAUGAUGACAUCUC